GAUUUCCUCUUACUAAUUGACCGUUGCCAAUAUCCACUGGGCAAAUAAAACCCCCAGCUCAACCACAUACUUCCUCAUCUCCAACUAUGGAAAGAAACUGUUAAUCUUCGAUCCAAGAUCGUCAUGAAUCUUGAUUCUCUCGAAUCUUGAUCAAAAUCCUCGAUAUCUGCUUUGGGUUUUCUUUUGUUUUCGAUUAUCUUUCUUCUAACAGCUCUGUUUUGAUUAUCAUGGCUGCUCUAGCACCGGGAAUUCUUUUGAAGCUCCUUAAUGGGAUGAACACAGGGACGAAACCCACCAGCGAGCACCGGAAUUCGCUCUUACAGGUGACUGAUAUAGUCCCGGCCGAUCUCGACGAGAAGAGUCUCUGGCCAACUCAAGGCUUUUUCAUUAAAGUAUCGGAUUCUUCUCACUCAAUUUACGCUAGUCUUCCUUCUGAACAAGAUGAUAUUGUUCUUAGUAAUAAAAUGCAGCUUGGUCAGUUCAUUUACGUUGACCAUUUGGAGCCAGGGUCUCCGGUUCCGAUCAUUAAAGGGGCUAAACCACUCCCUGGUCGACACCCAUUUAUGGGGACACCAGAACCAUUGAUGGGUCUUAGAGAGAGAGGUGAGCAAAAGUCUAAUUCAAAGGCUUCAGCUUCAUCAAGAAGGGGUUCUUGGGGAUUAGGCAAAAGUGGAGUAGAAGAUGGGAUUUCAUCACCCUUUGUUCUAAAGCCUGUUCCUUUAGAUUUCGACCAGUGUACACCGGUGAAAGAGAGGCAGGCGAGAGCUUUGAGUAGUCAUCCAAUGUCUCCAAUGAUCAGAGGAAGAGCAGGAAAGGAUGGCGGCAACUCAAGUGCUACCGGAAUUCGGUGUUCUUAUGGUGGUGGAAUUUUGGGUAAGAUGCUUGAUUCUAAAGGUGAAAGUCCAGCAUUGUUAAGGAAAAGUUGUGUUGUUCCUUCUUCUAAUGGGAAAUUUCCAAGAAGCAGAAGUGUCUGCGAAAGAGAGCCAAGAAUUCCAAUUAGUCCCUUCAACUCAGCUGAUAUAAAAAGCUCAACUCCUCCACCAAGAUUGCGAAAUACAAAAAUAGCAACUCAACUCAACAUGGCUGGAGAGUCUCAAAACUCAUCAUCCAACACAAAAUCGUCUAAUCAGCCACAGCAUGUUAAUAACAUAUCACCUGAUAAUAAUAAAAGCACAUGCCUAUCUAUGAACUUGCCAGGAAAACUUAGCAUUUUGGGCAAGGAAGCUGUUCAGCAAAGAGAAAUGGCUCAGAAGAUUGCUCUUCAAGCACUAAGAGAUGCUUCAGCAACUGAGGCCUUAGUUAGAUCUCUCAAGAUGUUCUCUAACUUGACCAAAUCAGCAAAAGCAGAGAACCCAUCAGCCUGCUUCGAUAAGUUUCUUGAAUUCCAUCAUCAAAUUGCUCAAGCAGUAGCUGAAAUGGUGUCACUACAAGCUGCCACUUCAACUGAAAUGUCCCAAAACUCUGUUGGGAUUAAAAGGAAAGACAAGGAAGAAGACAUCAACCCUUCUGUUUUAAACGAAAUAACACACAAUUCUGCUAACCACACCGAGUUAAACUCAUCAAAAAGGCGGUCAGCGUUGCACAAAUCAGUUACAGGCAAUUCUGAGAAGAGUGAAGAAAAAACAGCUACUGCCAGUGGCAUUGGAAAGCUCCUGAGAUCUAGCAGUGUGAAAAAAGCUUCUUCAGAGAGAAAAACAUGUUCUUCCUCUACCCCACUUGGAAAAUUGUCUCUUGACUCCAUUGCUGAGAAUGAUGAAAACAGCAAACCGGGUUCUUCUUCUUCUUCAUGUGGCUUAAGCAAUACAACCAUAAAAUUGGGUAAACAGAUUGAAACAGAAUCUGGGAACUGGUUUAUGGAGUUCUUAGAGAAGGCUUUAGAAACUGGUUUGAAGAAACAGAAAGGGAAAAAAUCAGCAGAUGGGGAAGCUCAGAAAGUUCCUCAGUCUUUGAUACUUAAGGUCAUUAAUUGGAUUGAGGUAGAACAAAGUGAUAGUAGUAAGAGGCCAGUACAUCCUAAAGCUGCACAAAUAGCUCGAAAGCUCAGAAUCAAGAUGAAGAAUCCUUAAGAAUAGGAAUAACAUUUUCGAUUAGAUUUACAUUUUUAUAUACGUUGAUUAUUUGUAAUGAGUUUAUGGAGUUUCUGUGUGUGUUGUUACGCAUUAUUUGUUUGAUAAUGUCCACGAAAUAUAUAAAUAUCUAAAUUUGUUUGCCGUUUGAAAUUAA
Molecule: messenger RNA, 2223 nt
Organism: Cannabis sativa
Lineage: Eukaryota; Viridiplantae; Streptophyta; Magnoliopsida; Rosales; Cannabaceae
Exons: 4
Coding region: 228-2066 (612 amino acids)
Source: RefSeq, a predicted model, not a curated record